Molecule: messenger RNA, 3951 nt
Organism: Zymoseptoria tritici IPO323
Lineage: Eukaryota; Fungi; Ascomycota; Dothideomycetes; Mycosphaerellales; Mycosphaerellaceae
Exons: 3
Coding region: 1-3951 (1316 amino acids)
Biological process (GO): intracellular calcium ion homeostasis
Cellular component (GO): membrane
Molecular function (GO): ATP hydrolysis activity; P-type ion transporter activity; ATP binding
Source: RefSeq, a predicted model, not a curated record
AUGGAAGAUGAUGGCGAACCCGAGGUGCGCAACAGCAGCUCACGAUACCGCCGGCCGUCCACCAUGAGCGAGGCCAGCUUCAUGGUCGACGUCGAAAUGGCACAGGACGAGAUCUUCUCCGGUCCCAUGUCCGAGAGCGUGCCCACGGCCUCCAGCUCUUUCUUCCAUCGCCGAUCACGCGCCGACUCAAACGUGAGUUUUACGUACUACGAAGAGGACCGAGACUUUGACUCGGAGGAGUGGCCGGAAGAAGCGGUGUUCGAUGAGGACCAGUUGGAAAGUCAGAGUCUGAAUGGGGAGAACACGUUCUUGGAGCCGGAGCAGGACUUUGACGACAGCACGGAAGAUGCAUCGCUUGCCUCGCGGAGACCCAGCAAGGGCUCGAGACCCUCUGUUGAGAGUCCGCUCCUACGGCGAGCUCACUCUGGCGACUCGGAUACUAGUGGUUUCCGGAUCGGAGGGAGAGUCAAUCAGAAAAUCUACAUCCUGACGGAGGAUAUGACAAUUGUGGUGGCUGGGUUCAAGACGUCAAUCAUCGGCUUCGCCGCCUACGUGUGCAUCUGUGUGUUGACUGGCGGCAUUGGAUGGCUUCUAUUCCGAUGGCUGCCGAGAUGGCAUGUGUGGUUGACUGGCAGGUCGGCGGCCUUGGGCAAAUGUGACUGGGUGGUCAUUGAAAACCAGUGGGGAGAGAUGGCCGUUCAAGAUUUGAACAUUCAAGAGUUUGGUCAGUCUUUGUCCUCGGUCUUUGGACACAGCGGCGGCAAGAUGCAGGACUACGAUGAGUACGACGAUCCAAUCAUGGACGAACUGCGAAUCUUGGACUAUCGCUAUAUUCGAUUCUGCUACCAUCCUUCAAAGGACAAGUUCGUUCUCGGAAAUACCUGGAAGGAUCCUGCGUGGACAGACGUCACUGCGGUGAGAGCUGGUAUCGACGGGGACGAGCAAGAAGUCCGCGAACGGAUUUUCGGCUCCAACGCCAUCGAGAUCGAGCAAAAGACGAUCGGACAACUUCUUCUCGACGAAGCCUUUCACCCGUUCUACGUCUUCCAGAUUGCCAGUCUGAUACUGUGGUCUGUGGAUGAGUACUACUAUUAUGCGGGAUGCAUCUUCGUCAUCUCCACAAGGGCAACCAUGAAACGGCUACGAGAUAUCGCGCGCUUUGAAUGUGAUAUUCGCGUGCUGCGUGGCGGGUUCUGGCGCUAUGUCGAAUCGAAGGACCUGGUACCUGGCGAUGUCUACGAAGUCACGGAUCCUAACCUUGGCCAGUUCCCUUGCGAUAGCAUUCUGCUGUCCGGUGACUGCAUCGUCAAUGAGAGUAUGCUUACGGGAGAGUCGGUGCCAGUCUCGAAGACGCCCGCCACGGACGACACGCUGGACUUGCUCAAUUUGGGAUCGUCCACCAUUCAUGCUGACGUCGCAAGGCACAUGCUGUUCAGUGGCACCAAGAUCAUUCGUGCGCGAAGACCGCAGGAUGACAAAAGCGACGAAGCUGCAGCACUUGCGCUUGUCGUCAGAACAGGUUUCAACACCACCAAGGGCGCCUUGGUUCGUUCCAUGCUCUUCCCAAAGCCGUCAGGAUUCAAGUUCUAUCGAGAUUCAUUUCGAUACAUUUCUGUCAUGGCAGGUAUCGCCGCCAUUGGUUUCAUUGCAUCUCUGGUGAACUUCAUUCGGCUGGGACUGGAGCCACACCUCAUCAUCGUCCGCGCUCUGGACCUGAUUACGAUUGUGGUACCGCCCGCUCUACCUGCCACAUUGACCAUUGGUACCAACUUCGCCCUCUCUCGCCUCAAGGGCAAGCAGAUCUUCUGCAUCAGUCCUCAGCGUGUUAACGUAGGAGGCAAGAUCGAUGUCAUGUGCUUCGACAAGACAGGAACUCUGACAGAGGAUGGUCUGGAUGUGCUCGGAGUUCGUGUCGUCUCCCGACCAGCCAAUAGGUUUGGCGAAUUGCUCAACGAGUCGUCCACACUUCUGCCAGGAGCUACAUACGAGCGCGAUCCGACCAUGGACUAUAACGCGAACAAGGCAAUUCUGUACACGAUGGCAACAUGCCACUCACUCCGGAUUGUGGAUGAUGAGUUUAUCGGCGAUCCGCUCGAUCUCAAGAUGUUCGAGUUUACCGGCUGGCAAUACGAGGAGGGCUCCGAGCGCGCUGGCGCAGGGGAGGAAGAAGAUGAGCUGUCUCUGUCACCUUCUGUUGCACGCCCGCCUCCAGGUAUGGAGUUCGAUAUUGAUGAAGAUCAGGACUCGCCGAACAGCCGCCGUGCUAUCGAGCUCGGAGUCCUCAAGACCUUCGAGUUCGUUUCUCACCUCCGCCGUGCAAGUGUCAUUGUUCGACAAUUUGGCGAGAAGAGUGGAGAUGUAUACGUUAAGGGCGCACCGGAGGCGAUGAAAGACAUCUGCCGGCCUGAGAGCUUCCCUGCUGACUACGACGAUCUCCUGGCAUACUACACCCACCGUGGAUUCCGCGUCAUCGCGUGUGCGACCAAGCACAUCUUCAAGCUCAAUUGGCUCAAAGUCCAGAAGAUGAAGCGAGAAGACGCCGAGUCAAAUCUCGACUUUGCCGGCUUCAUCAUUUUCGAGAACAAGCUCAAAGAGACCUCGACCGAGAUCAUCGAAGAGCUGACGGAUGCCAACAUCAGGACCGUGAUGUGCACCGGCGACAACAUCCUCACCGCCAUCAGUGUUGCAAGAGAGUGUGGUCUCAUCGAUCGAUCAGCCCACUGCUUCGUGCCUCACUUCGUCGAAGGUGAUGCGCACACGGCAUUGUCGAAGUUGAGCUGGGAAAGUGUAGACAAUUCAAUCUACCAACUGGACGAGAACACCCUCAAGCCGUUACCACCACCAGCGGAGCACGAUUCCUCACUGCCAUACGACGUCUCGAACUUGCGCAAUUACUCGGUCGCGGUCAGUGGCGACGUCUUCCGCUGGAUCAUCGACUUUGCCUCACCGAAAGUGCUGCGCGAGAUGUUGGUGAUCGGUCAAGUCUUUGCGCGCAUGUCGCCAGAUGAGAAGCACGAGCUUGUCGAGAAGCUCCAGAGCAUCGACUACUGCGCAGGUUUCUGCGGAGACGGCGCCAAUGACUGCGGUGCUCUCAAAGCUGCAGACGUCGGAAUCUCCCUCUCUGAGGCGGAAGCUUCCGUGGCAGCGCCAUUCACCAGCCGUGUGUUCGACAUCUCCUGCGUGCCCGAGGUCAUUCGUGAGGGCCGUGCUGCGCUUGUGACGAGCUUCAGCUGCUUCAAAUACAUGAGCUUGUACUCUGCCAUUCAAUUCACCUCUGUGAGCUUCCUCUAUGCGACGGCAUCCAACCUGGGCGACUUCCAAUUCCUGUUCAUCGACUUGGCCCUCAUCCUCCCGAUAGCGAUCUUCAUGGGCUGGAGCGGGCCAUACCACGAGCUCUCUCGCAAACGCCCGACCGCCAGCCUUGUUUCCCGCAAGGUUCUCACCCCCCUGAUCGGCCAGAUUGUCAUCUAUGUCAUGAUACAAUUUAUCGGAUGGUGGUUUGUGCGUCAACAACCCUGGUACAAGCCUCCCAUCAUCGACAAGGACCACUCGAACUCGAAGAAUUCGGAGAACUCAACUCUCUUCCUGGUUUCCUGUUUCCAGUACAUCCUCUCCGCUAUCGUCUUGUCAGUUGGCAAGCCGUUCCGCCAGUCGAUGGGACACAACCUGCCCUUUGUCAUCACAAUGCUCGUUGCCCUUGCAAUCUCAGCAUACAUGCUUUUCGACCCUGCGCCGUGGCUGGAAGAUCUCAUGGAGCUCACAUACCUGUCUCAGUCGUUCAAACUCUUCAUCCUUGCGCUAGCAACUGGUGGGUUCGCCGUCUCUUACAUAGCCGAGCGACAGAUACUGCCGACGCUGGCUCGAGUGCUCGGGAAAACUAUCCAGAAGUUCAGCCGCACACCGAAGAAGAGAAAGGAGUACAAGAUUAUUCUUGAGGAUAUGCGUAUAUGA